CGAGACACAACUGAUGCUGACCUUCCAGAUGACACACAUCUGUGGUGUCGUGUCUCUGAUAUAUGGUGUGCUCUUGCAUUCGGGAGCACCGGUACGUUCCGAUGGUGACGCCCCACCAGUGGCGGCCGACCAUACCCUGGAGUUGACGUUAGAAGUGAUACGACUUUUGAAUUAUGUGUCGCUUCUGGAUCUCAAUUUCGUUCAGAGUAUUUUGGGCGGUGAGGGGCUAUCCCUACAGCUCCGGCACAUUUGCUCACACCUACUGUGGUAUUGUUCGCACCAUAAAAGGGAACAACUCUUAAAUGAAGUGAUUUUAUUGAUCGGAAACUUCGUUGUGCUUAACGACGAGAAUCAGGUA
Oppiella nova is the source of this 358-nucleotide messenger RNA. The record is from the annotation of a GenBank genome assembly. Lineage: Eukaryota; Metazoa; Arthropoda; Arachnida; Sarcoptiformes; Oppiidae.